Galeopterus variegatus (Sunda flying lemur) is the source of this 1770-nucleotide messenger RNA. RefSeq names its product NME/NM23 family member 8 (gene NME8). The coding region runs from base 1 to 1770 and encodes 589 amino acids. NCBI's taxonomy places the organism in Eukaryota, Metazoa, Chordata, Mammalia, Dermoptera, Cynocephalidae. The transcript has 15 exons. The record is from RefSeq and is a predicted model, not a curated record.
AUGGCGAGCAAAAAGCGAGAAGUCCAGUUGCAGACUGUCAUCAACAGCCAAAGCCUGUGGGAUGAGAUGUUGCAGAACAAAGGCUUAACAGUGAUUGAUGUUUACCAAGCCUGGUGUGGACCUUGCAAAGCAAUGCAAACUUUAUUCAGAAAAUUGAAGAAUGAGUUGAAUGAAGACGAAAUUCUACAUUUUGCUGUUGCGGAAGCUGACAGCAUUGUGACUUUGCAGUCAUUCAGAGAUAAAUGUGAGCCUGUUUUUCUCUUCAGUCUUAAUGGCAAGAUUAUUGCGAAGAUCCAGGGUGCAAAUGCACCACUUGUUAAUAAAAAAGUUAUUAGCUUGGUCAAUGAAGAGAAGAAAAUUGCAGCGGGUGAAAUGGUUCGCCCUCAGUACCAUGAAAUUUUGUUAGCAGACUCAGAUUCAGAAGAUGCUGGGGAUGCCCAAUAUGAAAGUGCUGAGGAACAAUACAGUAUCGCUAUCAUCAAACCUGAUGCUGUGAGAAAAGCUCUAGAAAUUAAAGAAAACAUCACCAAUGCAGGAUUUGUCAUAGCAACAGAGGAUAAGACAGUGCUCACUGAAGAACAAGUUAGGGACUUCUAUAGUGCAAUGGAAGACCAGCCUGACUUUGAAGAGUUCCUUUCUUUUAUGACAACUGGCCUAAGCUAUGUUCUAGUUAUAUCUCAUGGAAGUAAAGAGCAGGAAUCCUGGGAAGAACUUCAGCCUGAAAGUGAACCUAAAGAACCCUCUGAGGAUCAGCCUGAGGUGGAAGCUAAGCCCCCACCCAGAGUGACGAGGAAGAAAUGGGACAGUUUACAAGAAUAUCUGGAAAGACAACACGUAUCUCAGUUUUGUGAUGUUGAAGAGGACGUAACUAAUGUUUCUAAGUUCAUGGAUAUCUUCUUCCCUGAUUUUAAAAAAAUGAAAGGCAUGAAAUUAGAAAAGACACUGGCUUUACUUCGACCAGAUCUCUUUCAAGAAAGAACAGAUGAAGUUUUGAAUAUUAUUGAAAAUGAAGGCUUUAAAAUACUGAUGCAAAGACAAGUAGUAUUAUCAGAAGAAGAAGCAAAAACACUGUGUAAGGAAUAUGAAAAUGAAGACUAUUAUGGGAAACUUAUAGAAAACAUGACCAGAGGUCCAUCUCUCGCCCUUGUUUUAUUGAGAGGCAAUGGUUUGCAACACUGGAAACAGUUACUGGGUCCAAGAACUGUUGAAGAAGCCAAUGAACAUUUUCCACAGAGUUUAUGUGCACAGUUUGCAACGGAAAGCUUGCCUGUCAACCAGCUGUACGGAAGCGAUUCAUCGGAAACCGCUGAAAGGGAAAUACAGCAUUUCUUUCCUCCUCAGAACACUUUAGCAGUGAUUAAACCUCAUGUAACACGUGAGCAAAGAGAGGAGAUCCUAAGGAGUAUUAAGGAGAAUGGAUUUGAUCUGACACAGGUGAAGGAAAUGCUCCUAACUCAAGAGCGAGCAGAUAAAAUUUACUCAAAAAUAACAGGAAAAGACUUUUAUAAAGAUGUAUUGGAAAUGCUAUCUGAGGGUCCAUCCUUGGUCAUGGCUAUGACCAAGUGGAAUGCAGUUGCAGAGUGGAGACGAUUGAUGGGUCCAACAGACCCAGAAGAAGCAAGACUACUGUCCCCAGACUCCAUCCGAGCCCAGUUUGGAAUAAGUACUUUGAAAAAUGCUGUCCAUGGAUCAUCUACUGCCUAUGAUGCAUUUGAGUGCAUUGGUAGAUUGUUUGAAGAGUCUGUUCCUCAGAUUCCUGAGAAAAACUAA